CUCCCUCUUUCCCUUCCCCUCCUGUCCCAUGACCUCUUCUCCUCCUUUCCUCCUUGAACUUUCAGCCCCUGCCACCUCACCCCUAGCAAAAGCUCAUAACAACUACCCCUUCCCUCCUGGGUCCCCGUUGCCCUGCAGUAAAGGAUUCAGCCCUGUCCUCUCUCUUGAGGUGCCUUUGCCGUCCAGGAAAGAGUUCAGCGACCACCUUCCCUGUACUACUGGCCUUUCUCCAAAUGCAGGCAAAAGGUUCACCAUUACAUCUCCUUGCUUAUCCCAACGGGUGCCCUCCCCAGCCCCUCAAGCCUCUGUAUCCUCUUCCCCACCCCCACAGAGAUGUUCUUUUGAACCCUUUUCCCCACUCCUAGGAAGGCUGUACAGCCAAGAGUUGCCCCAUUCAGCCCCUCCGAGCCCUUGUUUUGACCGAUUCAGCCUUCAGGGGUCACCCUCUCCUGGUCAGCGGAACUUUUAUUGCAACUGCAUCGGUUCCUCAAGAUCUCAGCGUCCAAUCCCUCCGAGCCCAGGUCCUCCAAGCCCGUGCUUUUGUUAUUGUAGUCCGGUGACUUCCCCACCUCUCAUUCAUCAGCCCCUCAGAACCAGCCCAGUAACUUCCCCUCAACUCACUCAUAUAUCCUUUGAAACUGGCCCCGUGAUUUCGACUCCCCGUGUGCCCGGGUCCCAGGGAAAUUACAUAAUUUCACCCCUUCUUACCCAUAGGCCCCUGAGACCUGGCCUUAUAAUUUCCCCUCCCCUUGCUCAUCGUACUGUGGAAAGUAGACCUCUGGCAUCCCCAUCCAUUUCUAACAGAGUGUUGGAAACUGGACCCAUGAUCUCCCCCUGGUCCUCGGGGAGAAGUUACAAUGACCUUCCUCUUUCCUCAGCAUCUAUCCCACCCACUGGCAAUCUUUACCAUGACCACCCUAAGCCUCCAGACUCUUAUGAACCUAAACCACAGCUUGAUGGAUCUCUUGGGAAAAAUGGUGGUGGCCCUCCACUUUCUUCUCAGGCAGGCGUGUCUUGCUCUCCCAUCUUAACCCAACAGGGCACUUUUCAUUAUUCCCAUCUUUGCUCAGAAUCCCAGAUCCCUCCCCCUAGGAGUCCUUACUCUGUCAACCUACCAUCCGAGAGUGCUGGUUCUCCUAGCUCCUCCCAGCCUCAACCUUGCUUAGAGUCCUUUCUGUCUUGGGAGACAGAGGGGAACUCUUACCUCUUGCUAACUCCCUGCCCCACGGAAGCGCCUCUUCCUCAGUAUGCUUGUCCUACCCUGUAUUUCCCAUCUCCCCUGGGCAACCAGUUUUUAGCUCCACCUCAGUCACCCAGAAGUUACAAUGAACCCCCUCUCCCUACCCCAGUUCCCCAUCAAGGGAAGUCCCCCAGAUCCUCAGAUUCACGGCGCACUCCCUACAGGUGUCGCUCUCUGGUCAACACGCCCCACCACACCCCUCUUAAUCAUCCUAAGUCCCAUAAGACCAACACCUCCCCUCAGCCGUUCUCCCAGUCUUUUGGCCACUCUUAUCCUCUUAUGGAGCCAUCCAUCACAACUACUUCAAAUCCCUUACCGAAAGAACAUCCCCCAGAGACUGCUGUGGAUCCAGCAACCCUUAAAACUGUUGCCCCUACUUCCUGUCCCCAGUGCCUGCCUUGUAGUCCUCUCUUGCCCAGUAGAUAUCCCAAGAGCAGUCCCCAUGGACCACCUCCCGUAUCCCCCGGCAAUACCCAUAUGUAUUCUGGGGUUCCUACCACUUCCUAUCCAUCCCCGCUCUCUAGCCCCCUGGACCACUCUACACGUCUCCUCCCUCAGGGUCAUAACCAGCCUGUGGUUCCCUCUGGCACAUAUGCUGCCCCCAGGGGCCCACCACCACCCAAUAGCAAGCCUGUGGUGCCUCCUUGUUCUACCCACAUCUAUUCUUUUAUCCCUCUGAGGACACCCUUUGACCCGCGAUGUUUACCUGUUGUCCCUCGAGUUCGGCUUUGCCCCAAUACUAUUCCCUGUGGCCUUCAUACCUAUGCUGUGUCCCCUCCAGGCCCACCCAAAGAUCCCCCCCAGAUUCCCUACAGCAGUUCUUUGCCUUCACCCAAGAGCUCCACCUGUAGCACUAUUGCCAGUUGUAGCUCAACCUUUAUUAUUAAUGCAUGUCAGAGUAGUGAGAGCCAGAGUAGCCAAAACAGAAGCCAGAGCCAGAGCCAGAGCCAGAGCCAGAACCAGAACAAGAAUUCCAUUAGUAAUCAAAGCAAGAGUCCCCAAGGCAGGGGUUCCCGUCGGAGCCGAAGUCGGAGCCAAAGUCGGAGCCGGAGCAGUAGUCCUUCCCAAAGCCAGACUCAGGACCUUGGCGAGAGUACCCACUUGAGCUUCAGUGAGGGCCACGUGGGAAAACUGCACCUUAGCAGAAGUCGGAAGGGUAGCAAGAGUCCUCAAGGUGGUAAAAAUAAGAGCCAGAGCAAGAGUCCUCACCAUAGGAAAAGUCAUGGUCGGAGCACGAGUCCCCACAAUAAGAAGAAAUGAUGGCCAGAACACAAAUUCUGACCAGAACGAAAACCCAGGGUAGAGCAGAAGUUGCUGUAACAAGACUGUCAGUAACAGCAUCCCAGUUGUUGCAACCCCGGACCAACGUGUGGGCGCCUCAUCUGAAGACUUCAGUUCUUUUUGAAUCUGAUUCAUGUUCUUCACUGCUAGCCCCAUAACAGUCACCCUAGAAGUUUCUGCUUUAGUUCAUACCUUAGGAUUUUGUGAAUGGUCUUUCUUCUGCCUUCCUGGGGUCUGGGAAAUCUUCCAAAACACCUCGGCUCUAUGAUUCUGUGCAUCAUGUUGCCCAUUCACUGCACGGGCUUUGGCUACCACAGAACCAGAAUUCCCUGCCAGUCGACUUGCUCUGCAAAAUUUUGACAUGACCUACAGUGUACAAUUUGGAGAUCUGUGGCCAUCAAUUCGUGUUAGCCUUCUCUCAGAGCAGAAGUAUGGUGCGUUAGUCAAUAAUUUUGCUGCUUGGGAUAAUGUGAGUGCUCAGCUAGAGCAGCUGAGUGCCAAGGACUUUGUGAAUGAAGCCAUCUCUUGCCAGGAACUGGAGCCUGAGAGUGGCCUCUCUCCAACUCCAUCCCCGGACUGCAGUCCAAACCUUCGAUGCUUCACUUUUUCCAGAGGGGAUGUUAGCCGCUUCCCCCCUGCCAGACUUGGCAGCCUGGGUCUCAUGGAUUACUACCUGAUGGAUGCUGCCUCCUUGCUACCUGUCCUGGCUCUUGGUCUGCAGCCUGGAGACACCGUGCUUGACCUGUGUGCAGCUCCUGGGGGAAAAACACUGGCAUUACUUCAGACAGGCUGUUGCCGCAAUCUAGCGGCCAAUGAUCUCUCCACUUCCCGAAUAGGCAGGCUGCAGAAGGUCCUUCACAGUUAUGUGCCUCAAGAGAUCAGGGAAGGGAAUCAAGUUCGAGUCACCUCGUGGGAUGGCAGGAAGUGGGGAGAACUGGAGGGGGACACCUAUGACCGGGUGUUGGUAGAUGUGCCGUGUACCACAGACCGCCACUCCCUUCACGAGGAAGAGAACAACAUCUUCCGGCGCUCAAGGAAGAAGGAGAGACAGAUGUUGCCUAUGCUGCAGGCGCAGCUUCUGGCGGCUGGACUCCUUGCCACCAAACCAGGAGGUCAUGUCGUCUACUCCACUUGCUCACUGUCACACUUACAGAAUGAGUAUGUGGUGCAAGGUGCCAUUGAGCUCCUGGCCAAUCAAUACAACAUCAAGGUUCAAGUGGAAGACCUGUCUUACUUCCGAAAGCUUUUCGUGGACACAUUCUGUUUCUUCCCUUCCUGCCAGGUUGGGGAGCUGGUAAUACCAAACCUCAUGGCCAAUUUUGGGCCUAUGUACUUCUGCAAAAUGCAGAGGCUGUCCUAAUGUCACUCGUCCCUGAAGUAGGAAGACAAUAGCUUUGUCAGAGGCAUUGAAACAGACCCGUGGCAGAGAUGCACUCCAAGGCCCGUCUCCAUCCUGUGUGUUUUCUAAAGAUAGUUGUAAACAGUAAGCAGUAGGACUGAUGCCCAGUUGUGGAUUAUCAGCAGGUUUCUAACUCAGACCUUACUUCUGCCCUUUAGCCUAUACUAAGGCCCCUGCUCCACUAGGGAUUUAGACAGAAUCAGUGAAUAAGCCCAUAGUUUAAGCUGUAAACUUGGGAAGAAACAUUCAGCCAAUAAAGUUAUUGAAGUGCUAUAGA
Messenger RNA from Peromyscus leucopus (white-footed mouse), 4197 nucleotides. It is a transcript of the gene Nsun4, whose product is annotated as NOP2/Sun RNA methyltransferase 4. Bases 2883 to 3881 code for a protein of 332 amino acids. Gene Ontology annotation, molecular function: methyltransferase activity. Gene Ontology annotation, biological process: rRNA methylation. The record is from RefSeq and is a predicted model, not a curated record. The transcript is spliced from 6 exons. NCBI's taxonomy places the organism in Eukaryota, Metazoa, Chordata, Mammalia, Rodentia, Cricetidae. Gene Ontology annotation, cellular component: mitochondrial large ribosomal subunit.